CCUGGUUUUUUUUGGCUGCCGAUGAUCCAGCAAUCAACACCAUUAGCACCCCGCUCCUGCAGAGCACGAGCACCAGCACGCACAUCUCUACACCGGCAGUCGAUGUCACGGCGGGUGGUGCUGCUGCUGCUGCUGCUGGUGGCGCUGGUGGCUGCGCUUGUACGCAGCGCCGAAGCGGUCUGCCUUUUCGGCCUCAACCUCUCGCUGCUGUUGUGCACCUGCGAUUAUGCCGAUGUCACCUGCGAUGGCCCGCUCAGUGGGCUCCUCGUUGGGGAGAUUCCCGUUGGUGCCACUUCCUUCACUCAAAUCAACAAUCCGGGAAUUACAGCGCUUGCUUCGCGCCUGCUCAGCUUGGCCGUGCCGACCCUCAUCACGCUAGACCUCACCAACAACGCCAUCGCUUCCAUUGAUGUCAACGCGUUCGCUUCCCUUCCGAACUUGCAAAACCUAAUCCUGGUGUCCAAUCAAAUCACAACGCUCGCACCAGCCGUGUUCGCCAACAUACCAGCCACCGUGACCACCUUAAACCUGGCCUCAAACAGCCUCAACUGCUGCGAGCUUGACUACAUUCGAAGUCAUCCUCGCAAAUCCAUCCUUCAAAAUGCCGUCUGUGCCUAUCCCUCCAGCGUAGCGGGCCAGUCUCUGUUGACGCUUCCCUUCGCACCGUCAGAGUGUGGUUUCCCCACCACGUGGCAUCGACGACGCCCAUCUCCACCACUCCUGUGGCAUCGACGACGCCCAUUUCUACCACUCCGGUUGCGUCGAGCACGACCGCGGCGGCCCCGGCAAGCUGCACGGGAAAUGUGGUCAUCUCCAACCCAGUGGAGUUGGCCCUCUUCCUCGUGGGAUGCAGCGCAUACGCUGGCUCCAUCCAUUUGGCACCGCUCCCUGGCGCGGGCUUUUUGAACGACCAAAUUGCGCUCCCUUCGUCUUUGACUUCGAUCGCUGGCGAUUUGAUUGUCUCCAACACGGCCGACAUUACUUCCUUCAAACUCAAUCAGCUCACCAACAUUGUGGGUCGGCUUGAAAUUGCAAACAACCUUGCUCUCUCCUCCAUCAUCGGCAUUCCAACUCUGACCACCGUGAACGGCGACAUCCUGAUUCAAAACAACACCCAACUGUGCAUUUCGGACGAGCAGAUCACCGCUUUGCACCACCUCUCAAUGUCCUCCGUUCAAGUGCAGCCCUCCUCCGCUAGCUGUCUCAACAACCUUCUCGCUAGCAUCACUCAGGCUGUCAACAGUGCAGAUGUUGCAGGUGCGCAGUCUGCCAUCGAGAGUCUGGCCGCAGUGGCGCUUCAAGUCUCGGAUUCCUCGGCGUUGGCGGUGGUUGGCGCACUCGACGCCGCCCUGACGCUAUCCUCCAACACGACCAGCCCUGGCUCUGCGCAAAUUGCCGCCCCUGCUCUCGCCGCAAUCGGCACUAUGCUGUCCACGGCGGACGAGACUUGGAGUGUCGACGCGCUCAUGACCAGCAUUCCUUCGGAUGCGCUCGCAAGUCAGCACCCGGCCGAGCUGACUCGCCGCGCUGCUCAGUCGCUCGCGCGUGGGGCUUCGGCCUCAGCGCCGCUGUCGUGCGACUCGGAGCGAGUUAGCACCGGUAGCUCCAACAUGGAAACGGCUUCAUUGCGCGCUUCGGGCUCCAGCGCCGCUGGCUUGCAAUGGCACUCUGCCGACCAAAGCGCGCGCUUUUCCCUGCCAUCGACGCUGUCUAAUCUCGCAAGCGCUGCGGUGAGCAGCGAGUGUGAAUCGAGCCUGUCGAUCGGAUUUAUCUUUUACAGCAAACCCAGCUUCUUCGAGAACGACGCCCAAACCCUCUCUUUCGCAUCGACAGCUGGCCUGGCGCGUGUCGCAAACGUGGUCGCGUCAGCUCUUGCCGUCGAGACCACUCCAUCUUCGUCGAUUGUUGGUGCUUCCCCGACGUCCACUGCCGCACCUGCUGCGGGCGAGCUCGUGUUUUCGCGCUUCCUGCUCAGCUCGGUCAUUGCGGCCGACGUGGUCGAGUCCAGCACUGACGCAACUCCCGCUGGAUUGUAUCGCUUCUCACUGCAAAUCCUCCCGAAUGCCACGCACGUCCUCACGACUGCUCGCAUUCUCCUUGCAGCCAAUUCGACCACUCCACACACUGUCAACCCUUCCGCCACGGCCGACUGGACGACGCUGGCCGCGGCAGUCGAGUGCGGGUUUUGGAACUUCUCGCUCCACUCGGAAGCGUCGCCUAGUGGUAUGUGGGACACGACCGGCUGCCAACGGGUAGCCGUCCACUCGAACGGAACGGUCGACUGCCAGUGCGCGCAUUUGACCAACUUUGCGGUCUUGUUUGUCACCGACCGCGCCGCUGGGACGGCCUUGGCGUCGUCGGUCGAAGGCGAGGCGCUCGAGUAUCUGACCUACAUUGGCUGUGCCGUGACCAUCGUUGGGUGCCUCAUCACCAUUGUGACCUUCCUCGUCUUCCGCAGCCUGCGCAAAGUCCCCAUCAAGCUGCUGCUGAUUCUUUGCGGAAGCAUUGUGCUGGUCCAGCUGUUUUUCAUCCUGUCGACGUCGCUGGCCGGUACAGCGUCGAACGCGGGGUGCAUUGCCCUCGGCGUUCUAUUCCACUAUGUGCUCCUGUUGCAAUUCUUCUCGAGCUUUGUGCAUGGCCUGCAUCUCUUCCGCUCUAUCGCAACCACUGAGCUUUCGACGAGCCUUGAUCGCAGCUUCCGCCAAUACGUGCGAGUCAUUGUCCUCGCACCUGCGCUCCUGAUGUGUGUCUACAUUGCCAUUUUCGCUGCUGCCACUGGCGGUGAUCUCGAUGGCGUGUACGGCGACAUGUUUGACGACGGGCGGAUUUGCUUCAUUCCGUCGGCCGUCGGUGCAAUCUGCUCACUCGCCGUUCCGGUGCUCCUUAUUAUUGCCGUCAACUUUGUCAUCUUCUUCAAGAUUGCCAGAAUUAUGGUGCACGCCAACAAGCUGUUUGACGGAGCGUAUGCCCACAACGCCAAAGUGUUUGCGGGCAUGACUGCCUUGCUUGGCUUGAGUUGGGGCCUCGGUCUGCUGGUGAUGGUGAGCGACAGCCAGAGCGUGUUUGUCUGGCUCUUUGUCAUCUGCAACGGCCUCCAGGGUGUCAUUCUGGCGUUUGUCUACUGCACCAGCGACCAAGUGAAGGGUGCAUACCGUGAAUUGCUGAGCACGCUGAACUCGACGCGAUCGACGCACGUCGGCACUCUCGAGUCGCCAGCCGGCUCCAACAACCACUCGGGCCUUGGCGGUGGCGCUGCACCACUGCUCGCUCACCAGGCCCUUGCGCGCCAGCCAACCAAUGUGCGCGUGAUUCGUGUUGAGCGUCUCAGCAACCAAGUGCUUCUCCGAAAGCAGCCCAGCGGCGACUUGACGCACGCGGCGCCGCAAACCCCGCAAACCCCGCAGGGUGCCAACCUACGCAACGCUGCCGAGUACAGCGAACUGCGUGCUCGCUCCAAGUCCACCCCCGUCUUGUAUGACGCCCUUGACCAGGCUCAAAUCGCCGCGCUGGCAGGCCCUUCGUCGCUGCAGCAGCAGGACAACGACCACAUCUAUCACCGCCCGGCAGACCAGCUCGAAGUGCCAAAGACCCAACUCGGACGCUGCAAGUCUGAGGAUUUGAAGACAAACCAGAGCCACCGCCGCUCCAACUCUGAGCUCUUCCACAAAAAGUCGCGAUCUCCGCGCGCCAGCAGCCCGCGGCCCGCCAGCCCUGGAUCGCAAGGGACGAGCGUCAUGCACAGCAUUCGCAGCUUGCUGACUCCUUCGUCGGCAAACUCUACUGCCACGCUCAACCUCGAGCAUCAGAUGAUGGUGAAUCUGGGCGUGUACGACGACGUGCGCGCCAGUGUGGUAGAGCCUGAUCUGGACUUGGAAGAUAUUUUGAUUAUCGACGAUUCGGCCGACAGCACGCAUAGCGACCCCAAGAAACGCUACCGGUUUGUGUCCAAGCGGCCCGAUUCGCACGCCGGUCUCCAACGACCCCUGUUUGCUCCCCCGUCUCCCGGCGAUUCAGCGGCCUCAAGUCGGCACACAUCGUCCACCUUUGCGUCGAAUCACGACCUUUCAGACCAAAAGGCUGCUGAAGCGCUCGGAAAUCAUGUUUCCCCAGCCGCAGCUCAAGGCUACGACUUUCCCCUGGCACGCCUCCGCUACGAUGACACCCCACAGUCGUAUUAUGAAGCUAUGCGCUUCGAGUCGGAAGCUGUGUAGCGAUUCAGCGCUCCCACAUUUUGUUAUUGCUUUGGUUCCUUGUUAUGUAUUUUUUUUUUCAUGUUGCAUGCCUCAUGAGCACUUUGAUCUUGCGUCAUGCGCCCGAUCUGCCCCUUCGUUAGUUUACUUUUGUAUUUGUUUUUUUCUGCGUUGUUGAUUUAACACUUGUUGUGACACACACUCCAAACCCUCGUGCAUUGGC
This is a messenger RNA of Capsaspora owczarzaki ATCC 30864, 4413 nucleotides long. RefSeq lists its product as hypothetical. The record is from RefSeq and is a predicted model, not a curated record. Gene Ontology annotation, molecular function: G protein-coupled receptor activity. Gene Ontology annotation, biological process: adenylate cyclase-activating G protein-coupled receptor signaling pathway; cell surface receptor signaling pathway. The transcript is spliced from 6 exons. Bases 1164 to 4211 code for a protein of 1015 amino acids. Gene Ontology annotation, cellular component: membrane. Lineage: Eukaryota; Filasterea; Ministeriida; Capsasporidae.